CUCGAUAACCUAACAAGUUUCGGAAAUGUCACCUUUGUCGUUGGAUCGGAAAAUGAUGAAUUCAUCACCUUCCAUACCGAUUGAUUUCAUGGUGGAGAUCUUGUCGAGAUUGCCUGCAAAUUCAGUCGCCAGGUUUCAUUGCGUGUCGAAGCUAUGGGCAUCAACGUUGAGUAGCUCAUAUUUCAAGGAGUUGUUCAUGGCCAAGUCUUUAGCUAAGCCGCGCCUCUUGUUCGCCAUCGGGGAAAACGGAAACGACAAAGGUAAAGCCAAAGGGUAUGGUAUGUGGAGCUUCUUCUCCUUGCCUCAGCUCGAGAAUCCAUUUGAGAAAUCAACGUCGUCGACUACUCUUGUAGCAUCCGCUGAGUCUCAUGUGCAGAAGUUUUCUCCAGCCAGUAUAGAUAUCGAUUAUUAUAGUAACAUAAAGUAUUUCUCAUGUGGCUACAACUCUGGCUUGAUCUAUUUCCAUGGUUCUCGAUACCAAGGUAGACCUGUGAUUUGUAACCCCAACACAGGACAUUAUGCUGUCUUACCUAAAAAGUAUACUUACAGAAAGGCGUAUAGUUUUUUCGGGUUUGAUCCGAUUGACAAGCAAUACAAGGCGUUGUUUAUGGCUUAUCCAUCUGGUCCUGGUCAUCAUAGUGUUCUUACUUUUGGAGCUGGAGAUAUGAAGUGGAGAAAGAUUGAUUGUUCAGUUCGACAUGAGAUUAAGAGUGAUGGGGUUUGCAUCAAUGGCGUUCUGUAUUACUUAGGUGACACAUCUGAUUGUGAUAAUGAUGCUCAUGAAGGAUUGUCUGAUUAUGUGGUAGUUUGCUUUGAUGUUAGGUCUGAGAAAUUCAGCUUUAUUUGCGUAGAAAGGUUUUGUCGAUUGGUAGACUAUAAAGGAAAACUAGCUGUGGUGUUUUGGGAGGAUGAUUUCGACUUUUAUGAGGCUGCUACAUUUGAGUUGGAUGUCGACGAUUAUUUGGAGGAAAAUCUCAACGCUGUUGCCAAUAAUGAGCUGCAUGUUUGGGUUCUGGAGGAUGUUGAGAAACAGGAGUGGUCGAAACAUGCAUACUGCUGGAGUACUGAUGGUAUAUUUUUCCGUCGCCAGGUUUCCAUUGCUGGAGUGACUGCUUCGGGUGAAAUUGUGUUUUCAACGCGCAAGUAUACACCUAAACAACCGUUUUAUGUUUUCUACUUCAGUCCCGAACAGAACACUCUCCAACGUGUUGAAAUCCAAGGUUUCGGUGAAGCGUUUAAGAAACCUUGUAGCGUUCUCACCGUUGUGAACCACGUAGAAGAUCUUCAUGUUAACGAUUCAGAACUGCUCAAGCCAUCCUUUGAGGAUUCAAAUUAUUCAAAUUCAGAUUCAGAGUGACAAGAGACAAGGGAAAGAAGAUAUGAUGAUUCAUUGGAGUUAGGUGAAAGCAAUGAGCAUGUCAUUUUGUGCUCUUUAUCUCUUAUCAUGCUUUUUUUUUUCGCCUUUAUAAAUAACUUAUUAACAUCUCUUGUUCUUGUUCAGUCUUGUUUGUUGUUCAGUCUUGUUUGUCAUAUGAACUAUCGAUGAAUUAUAGUGAAUGACCUUUUAGCAGCUA
Molecule: messenger RNA, 1574 nt
Organism: Capsella rubella
Lineage: Eukaryota; Viridiplantae; Streptophyta; Magnoliopsida; Brassicales; Brassicaceae
Product: F-box protein At2g16450
Exons: 1
Coding region: 26-1357 (443 amino acids)
Molecular function (GO): protein binding
Source: RefSeq, a predicted model, not a curated record